Messenger RNA from Branchiostoma floridae (Florida lancelet), 4341 nucleotides. RefSeq names its product phospholipase DDHD1-like. The coding region runs from base 122 to 2476 and encodes 784 amino acids. Gene Ontology annotation, molecular function: glycerophospholipase activity; metal ion binding. NCBI's taxonomy places the organism in Eukaryota, Metazoa, Chordata, Leptocardii, Amphioxiformes, Branchiostomatidae. The record is from RefSeq and is a predicted model, not a curated record. The transcript has 17 exons. Gene Ontology annotation, cellular component: cytoplasm.
CUGCGUUGAUAACAGCUGAAGGGUGAAAGGUGAACGCCCUGGAGUGACCUGCCGGGUGCUGUGUACGUUGGAACCCAGAAAGCUGAUUCCUGGUAAAAACUGAGAAAACGCGCCUGUCACCAUGGAAUACCCGUCCCCCGGGGACCAGUUCGGUGAUCGAGACAGUGGUGAAGGUGUCUGGAGGCCCAUGGUAGCCAUGGGCAGGAACUAUCGUCAGCAGGCUGCUUUUGACGACUCAGAUCCGUACGGGUUGGAGAUGGCACAGCAGUACGAAGACGAGAGACCACCCGCUUACAAUCCCGAAGUUAUCGAUCUGACGGAGUCUCCCGUGCGGCAAAGCCCUGCCAGGCCCCCCAGGCCGCCCAGGCCCGCGGUACCCCCUCGCCCGGGUCUCCCCUCUGCUAGCGCCAACGUCUCCACAACCCAAGACGUCGUGACGGACUUGAGACCCGAGGAAGUCAGAUGGUUCUACGAGACGGAAGAACCCGGGAAGAAGCCUCAGUGGGAACCCUUCAUCGGUUACGACUCCUUAAGGAUUGAGACUAAGUACCGACAGGUUCACUUCCACCAGGGGAACACGCCCCCAGAGGAGAAAGUGGACCUGAUCGUGGUGCGGGGAGGUGUUCACGAGGUGUGUGUGGCCACCAAACAUUGCUACCCCAUCUACUGGUCAGGUAAGCCCAUCAAGGUGCUGCGGGGUCAGUGGUUCCAUGACGGGACGUGGCAGCCUGUGGAGGAGGACAUUGCAGCACAGCUGGAGACAGAACAUCUGGGGAAGUGGAGAGGACAGAGGGUUCCUCUGCACAGCAGCCCCACCAAACAACAAACGGUGCUGAAUGUGAGGUUUCAAGACAGCCAUGUGGAUUGGUACAGCCCGUCUGAGGUCUUCCUCUUCAGUGACAGCAAGACUUCCCGUGGUAUCCGGUUCGUUGGGAAGAAGCUUGGGAUUUCUAAAGCUACGACUAGUGGCACCAAACUUCACCGUGGCUAUCGAUAUGAGGCCAAGAUGGACGACAAACCAUCAGACAUAACACACCUGGUUCUGGUCAUCCAUGGCAUUGGGCAGAAAAUGGACACUGGCAGGAUUAUCAAAUGUGUGGCUGAUCUCAGACAGGCAGCCAGUAAGAUACAGGAGAGCCACUUCCCCCACCUGCCAGACGACCAGCGGGUGGAGUUCCUCCCUGUGGAAUGGAGGUCGGGGCUGACACUGGAUGGAGGCAUAGUGGAGAGCAUCACACCAGACAAGAUCCGUGGGUUACGGGAGGUUCUGAAUGCUAGUGCCAUGGACAUCAUGUACUACAUGAGCCCCCUCUACAGAAAUGAGAUCACCAGAUGUCUCCAACAGGAGUUGAACAGGAUCUACCAGGAGUUCUGCACCAGGAACCCGUACUUCCAGCCGAAGGGGGGGAAGGUUUCGCUCCUGGCACACUCCCUGGGGAGCGUCAUCACCUAUGACAUCAUGACUGGCUGGAGCCCCAUACAGCAGUACGACCAAUACCUUUCACAUGAGAAGACUGAACACCCAGACUUAGUCCAGGUGGCCCUGGGUCAGGAACAGCUGGUGUCAGAGGUCAAGAGAGCCAGACAGCAGCUUGAAGACCUAGAGAAGAAGUUGAUGGCCUCGUCCACAUAUGCCUUAAGUUCCAGACCUCCUGCUCUCAGAUUUGAUGUGGAAAACUUUUUUUGUCUGGGCUCCCCCCUGGCUGUGUUCCUGUGUCUGAGGGGGGUCCGUGCACAGGGGGUUGGUACUCUGGAGCACAUCAUACCUGCCAAUCUCUGCAAGAGGCUCUUUAACAUCUUCCAUCCAGCAGACCCAGUGGCCUACAGGAUCGAGCCCCUCAUCCUCAGACAUUAUGCCGGUAUCCAGCCCCAGCUCAUCCACAACUACAGCCAGUCUGCCCUCCCGCUCUACUAUGACAUCAAACCUGUGGCCUUCAAAAAGGCCAAAGAACAGCAAAUGGUCGAUAAAGGUGCAUCUACUGGGCAGGAAAAUGGCAAUGGGGCAGGCAGUGGCAGCUCCACACCACUGGAAUCAUCGUCACCCUUACACACGGCUGAGGUGGCUGAUGGGAAGAAAGACCAGGAGUCCACACUGGUACAAGGUGCCUUGAGCUUGUGGUCCAAGUGGAGUGGGAGGUCAGAUGCUCCUAAGGAGCUGCAGGUGCUGCUGGAGGGAGAGCUGGAGUCAGGAGGGCCGGCUGUGUCCUUCAGCAGUAUGGACGGCCUUGUGGACAGCACAGUGUCCUUUCCUCUGGCUGGAUACAGAUACUCAGACGAUGACAUGCUGGCUGACACAGACGCAGAGGACCCCUCCCUGCCAGAGUUGGAACACCGGAUCGACUAUGUGUUGCGCGAGGGUCGUGUGGAGAGUCGCUACAUCUCGGCCAUCACGUCACACACGUCCUACUGGGUUUCCCGCGAUGUUGCGCUGUUCCUGCUGAUGCACAUGUACCCUCCGCAGGCCAUGAAGCCAUGAUGUAUAUGACGGUCAUAAUAAAGCAACCAAACCACUCUCAAUCAUAAGGCCUAGGAAAGUUAAUGUUGUGUUUCUGAUUGCAGUGCAAAAAGAUAGUUCUUUAUAAUUUUUUCCUUUUCUAUUUAUACAUGUGUUGUUUGGCUAUCAACAUGACAAGGAGUCAACAUAGAUUGGACCUACAUGUAGGCAUGGCAGGUCUUUUCCUACUGUAUAAGAAAUGAGGAGAACAUGUUGAAAUUAGGAGAUUACUCAGAUGUCACAUCAAAGAUUUUAUGACCCUUGCCAGAGGUGAAACCACCCAAAAAAGCUGGGGACAGCAGGUUUUUCUCAGUAAGAGUGGGUAGCUACAUCUUGGCCACCAGAAACUCAACAUUUUUUUAGUAGGCCUAAUGAUGGAUUAUCAAAGCUUAAGGCAAGAAUAUACAGCCUGCUUGGGGCAGCAAACACUGGAGAUUAAUCACUAUCUCUACAAUAGAGCUACAAUGAAAUAUAUCAGCUACAGCUGAAUCAAAUAAAUGUACUGUACAAAACCUCCAUACAGCACAGUUGUCUAUGAAACAUCCUUUAUUUUCCCACAUGUGGUGCAAUGGAAAGGGAUUUCUGCAAGCAAUUACUAAUGAUGAAAAGACAAUUUCUACAACAGGCAAUUUAGGAGACAUGCUUCUGUGUGAUUCAUGUAGUCUACCAAGAAAACCCUAUAAAGCAUGUACCUUUCAUAUACAAUGUACCAACUUUCAUGUUUUUGUCACAUAUGUAUGUUAAGCAUCCCCUAAGUCAAUACUACUAAAUAUUACCAUGUUUAGGGUCUUAUAUUCUCUGCUCAACAUCAUUCCUGACACGUAAUCCUGACAUCGCCUCACUUCUUGCCACCUCAAUACUGGGACGUCUCUGGCAGAAAAGCACUGAAUAUGUUGCACUGUUGUUGGGAGUCACAAACAUAGCUGCAUCUCUUGUUUCCACUUGGAAAAGUGCAAUAACCUGGUGUUAUUGCAAACCAUAAAGAUUUAAACAAAUUACUAUAAGCUUAAGGAAAGUAAUUUUUGUAUAUAUAUGUUGUAUAUGUUGAGUGUAAUGUAAAUGGUUGUUUAAAAUAGAUCUAUAGCAAUUCUGUUUGCUCAUAUUUCAAAAGAAUUCUGUAAGAUCCUGCAAGAUUCAUAUCAGCAGGCUUUAUACUUUUAAAUCACAUAAUAGGCUUUCAGAAAGCUGAAUAAUAUCUGGAGUAGGAACUUCCGACAGAAAAAUUUAUGUUUCAGUGCUAGUGCUAUUCAUUGUAGGAAUUAUAAGUUCGGUUGUUACUGCUCUGCAAAAAAGGAAAGACUUUUAAUGGUACCUUCCCAAUUUGUACAAAUGUUAUGCAAGUGACUCUCAAAAGUUGGGGAGCAUUAACAAUUACCAUCUUUUAUGUAGUAAUGGUAUUAGCCCUGUGCUGUCAUCUACAUGAUUGUGUAUUUCAUAUUUGUAUCUCGAGUCUUAUCUCAUCUUUAAGCAUCUCCUUUUAAAGAAAUCUAUAGCGGGAUGCAAGUACACAGAUAAGGCUUGAAACUCUUGACUACUAAAACUGCUACUGGCUCAUCUUUUUCCAGCAAUAAUAAAGACAUGAAUGUGCAGUACUUUAUAUGACAAUCAAAUACUAAGAAUGUUGCUGUGCCUUCCAUAUUUGCAUCUAAAUAAGGUAAAUGUUGAUGCUGAAGUACAUGGUAUUGGGUGUAACUUACUUCAGUGGAUUUUUUUCCUUUGCAUUUCCUUCAAACAGAAAACAACAUUAGAAUAACACAUAUACAACAUGUAGGUAUUAAAUGGCUUCAGAUGUAUGUCAGUGGUAGGAAGAUUUUAGGAAAACUGAAUAAACUGAUCAAAAUGACUAU